Molecule: messenger RNA, 406 nt
Organism: Hermetia illucens (black soldier fly)
Lineage: Eukaryota; Metazoa; Arthropoda; Insecta; Diptera; Stratiomyidae
Product: cecropin-like peptide 1
Exons: 2
Coding region: 80-289 (69 amino acids)
Biological process (GO): defense response to Gram-positive bacterium; antibacterial humoral response; defense response to Gram-negative bacterium
Cellular component (GO): extracellular region
Source: RefSeq, a predicted model, not a curated record
CGGAGUUGGCAUCAGAACAGUAUCUUACGUCUAACCAUCUAUUUCAAGUGGACAAACUACCAAAAUAUACAAAGCCAAAAUGAAUUUCACAAAGCUUUUCGUUGUCUUCGCUGUUGUUCUUAUUGCCUUCUCCAGUCAAAGUGAAGCUGGUUGGUGGAAGAGAGUUUUCAAGCCAGUGGAAAAACUUGGUCAACGAGUUCGUGAUGCUGGUAUUCAAGGACUCGAAAUUGCACAACAAGGAGCCAAUGUUCUGGCAACUGCUCGAGGUGGACCACCACAACAAGGAUAAUUAUGAGAAAUUAACUUAACUAUUUCUAAAUUUUGUUUAUUUAUUUUAAAUUAUAAUUGAAGUUGAAAAGGACAAAAUCAAAGUUGAUAAAAUAAACUGUCUUACAAGUUGCUAAAA